CGUAUCCCGACCACUGACAAAAGCGCAUAGCCGGUACGGAAGGUACAACCAGUUUAGCUAUGAGCAUGCUCUAAUCAACGCGCUGCAAAAUAUUUGAAUGUUUGACAGUUAACAAUCAAAAUACUAUCAGUGACUUUUUGUCUGUGCAAGUGUUGAAUGUAUGUUAAUACAACGGAAAGAAAGUAGCUCGUCGUCUUUUUUGAAAACUUUUCCUUUGAAGUGAACGUAUUUUUUUGCCUUUUAAAGUCAUCAAAGUGAAAAUCUUAAAUAUGUUAUAUUAUGAACGCGGUAGUGAUAAAGAUGAACGGUUUAAUUGUUGACAUUUUUUCGUGACUGGAAAUAAUGUUAAUUGCAACUCCUUACAGAGAUUUUGAUGUGGGUGAUAAGAGCCCUCCAAGAGUUAUUUCUGAAAUUAGAAAGACUUGUGGCAGUUAUUAUUUUUACCCUACUAAUUUCAGGGCGAAGAUAUCAGGUGAUCUACUUCUUAAAAUUGGUAACGACAGCAACUGGUGGCCACGUAAAGUAUCAGUGAGAUGUGGUCAGCUCUUGGUAUCUUCAUCAUGUUCUCAAACUGGAUCUUCAUCUCUAAGAUUACCGUUACGACACUUAAGUCUUCAGGCUGGUCCGCUUCCUAACAGUCUCUCACUAUGUAAGGGGCAAAAUAAGGUCUUGACCCUACAGACUGCAGACGAAGAAUCGUUCGGAGAAUGGGUGAAAACUAUAGCGAUCGAACUAAUACGCCAAACUCCCUUGGACGCCAUUAAAUACCUGGAUAUCUUCACAAUAGCAGACUGUUGGAAAAGGAGAGAGCCGAAGUACCAUAAAGACUGGAAUUUUGAUUUCACCGUCCAAAAGAAUCAACAAUCGCCGGAUACGGAGUGCGCAAGCUGCGACCGAAACCAUGUAUCCACCAGUCUUCCAGAACCACUAAAAGUACCUUCUGAAGUGGAAGAAAAAUACGUGGAAGAUCUUUUGAAGAAAUGUCAAGACACUCAAAAUUACGUACCGGUUAAAGAAAAACUAUUUUUAUUCGAAUCUUUGUGUAAAUUGAGACGGAAAGUCCGUAGUACGGAAGAUGUGUCUCAAAAAGUGGAUUCGAUUUCGAAACGCGCGCGAUCUUUACACGACUUGAGCAAUUUGACGUCGCAGAAUGCCGUCAGACAAAUUUGUAAAUAUUUCGAAAAUAAAAAUAACGAUGACCAACCGACUAAACGGUUGGUAAAAUCCGAUUCGCAACUCAACGACUUGUAUAGAAUUCGUAAAAUGUUUAGCGCUUAAAAUUCUCGUAUUUUUUUGUUAUUCUAAGAAUGUAUUUGUAAUUUUUUACAUCAAAUUAUAGAUAUAUAUAUAUAAACAACGUUUAAAGGACUUUAUUUAUUAAUGUACAUAAAAGAUUUUUAACAAAAUGUUAUGGAAUUUUAAAUAAUUUUAAUUCUAA
Molecule: messenger RNA, 1438 nt
Organism: Diorhabda carinulata
Lineage: Eukaryota; Metazoa; Arthropoda; Insecta; Coleoptera; Chrysomelidae
Exons: 3
Coding region: 343-1278 (311 amino acids)
Source: RefSeq, a predicted model, not a curated record